Cutaneotrichosporon cavernicola is the source of this 5604-nucleotide messenger RNA. RefSeq lists its product as uncharacterized. The coding region runs from base 1 to 5604 and encodes 1867 amino acids. Gene Ontology annotation, cellular component: RAVE complex. NCBI's taxonomy places the organism in Eukaryota, Fungi, Basidiomycota, Tremellomycetes, Trichosporonales, Trichosporonaceae. Gene Ontology annotation, biological process: vacuolar acidification. The transcript is spliced from 6 exons. The record is from RefSeq and is a predicted model, not a curated record. Gene Ontology annotation, molecular function: protein binding.
AUGUCGCUGCGCCUACGACAGGCCAUCCCUGGCCGUCCGCGCCGCGACUCACCCAGUGCGCUCAGCGCUAUCACUACCCCAUGCGGGUCAUACUUUGUCUAUCCUUCCUCCUCGAAUGUCGUGCUCCUCGAUCCCGAUGGUGACCUGCACAACACCCUGCCGUUCUGGGACGCGCUGCCGCACCGCGCCGGGCCGUCCGGAAUUGAGCGCGAUGUCGGCGGAGUUCUCGCGCGCGAUGGCAUGGUCCUCGCGUGGAGCGGUGCGCACGUUGUCCUCUGGAACUACCAGCCUCAGGGCUGGAAGGUUCACUCGACCAUUGUUGCCAACUCACCCGUCGCGUCUCUCGACUUCUGGGGAGGCACGCUCGCACUUGGCACGCAGACCGGGGUGGAACUCUGGCGCACGGAGAACGCCGAGAUCGUCGUCUGGGACCGCAUCUGGACUGGACACAGUGAACCGUCGCCCAUGGUGGCUCUCCCUCCAGAGAAGAGCCACAUCGCAUGGUACUUCCAGGGUGGCCGCGAGAUCACAAUCCAAGCUUUUGGCACCAAGGGUGUCACUGGGAGCCCUCAAAUCCUCCGUCAACCGCGCCAGAUUGAGUGGCUCGGGUGGCGAACAGUCGAGACGACAGAAGCGCAGCUCUACGUCGUCACGACCAACGGAGUGUUGCGCAUCUACGCGACCGUGUUGGACGAUCCUACGUGGUUCCAGAUGCUCUAUGCCAUGGACUACCGCGCAUUCCGGGACGCCGGCGUUCUCCCACCCAAAGGCAAAGGCCCGGCCGAGUUUGGCACCAUCUUGGUCCCGGACGGGGCGACGCUACGCAAGGCGGCGAAGAGAGCGCAUGUUGCUGCGGGGAACGGGAGACUAUCGGCGUCAGUCAUCAAGAUCCUCGACGCGCUCGAUAACGAUGAGGCCGACGUCGCCAUUUGGUUCGGUGCCAGUGGUGAAGUCGUCCUUCGUUCCAUUCUCAACCUCGACCGGGCUCCGCCGACCCUAAUCAAGUCGGAACCGCUCGCGUCGUUCAUCACCCCUAUCAACGCUUCAUGGUCCAGUCGCGGAUGCCUGCUCGACGGCAAGUCGCUCUUCCUCGCCUUCCCCCCUACCCACGCACAGCCAGAUGUUUCGACAGUGCGCGUCUCCCUCCUCGAUCUCUUUGGUGGCAACGACGAGUCUUUCGGUGCUGCUGAGUCUGCUGACUUUGAAACCAUGUCCGUGCUCAUGACACAAGACAUCCAGUGCUUCGCGCGCACUCCCAACGGCCGCGGAUUGCUUGCCAUUGGUAAAGGCGGUGAGAUUGGCGUGUGGGAGAAGCGCCGCCUUGGGAAUAUGUCGUGGAACGAGUCUAAACUCAAGACCCCUGCGCUCGUCGGCAAAGGUCAGUGGAUGGCGCCGGCAUCCCCAAUCUUGUACGCUAUCUACGCCAAGGGACGCGGUAUCGCAUCCUACUAUCACGAUCCAACGGAUGGUCCGCGGGUCGUUCUCCGACACCUAGACCCCGGCGUUGGAAUGCCGACCGAACCGGUGGUCAUGCCCCACUUUACGCCCAAACCGGACGACAAGAUCGAGCUCCUACUCGCCCUUUCCGACAUUGACGACGGGUACAGCCCACGGAGACGUCGCACACGCCGCGCUGUUAUCAUGGCUGUAUCGGCGAGCGGCGAGGCCUGGGUGUGGCGCAUCGAGCCGGCACCUACCUCGCCGCGCUUUGAGUUCUCUGAGUCGCCGCUGACUCGGCGCGACUCAUUCGCCUCAACGCCGCGGAGGAGGGGGACUAUGCUCCCUGACUCGCCGUCGGGCUCACCGCAGGUCAAAGGCAGCAUCAUGUCCGGGGACUCUGGCACUGGGGGUUACGUGUAUCACAGCGAGAAGCCGAUCGUGACGUUGAUCUCGCACUCGUUUCUCCCGGUCGAGGACGGCAAGAAGCCGCGCUUCAUUCUCCCUGUUGACCCGAUGGGCUGGCACAGCUCCACAAUCGACUGGGAGACGGAUACUCCGCUUCAAGACAUGGUGGUGACGCUGUCCGACAGUGGCGUGCUCGAGUUCUGGACGCCGCGCCUCGGCCAACAUCUCGCCGGUCAGCGGCGUUCGUCGGUCCACCGCGACGCAUGCUUUGACGGACACACCGCCAACGCCGGGUGGACGCGCACCAGCGUCGUAAGAACGGAGAAGACGGAUGUAUGCUUAGCACGCACGAGCUCGCGCAAGAAGACAGCCAUCGUGUGUGCCGUCGGCGACAAGUACGAGGUGACGAUCUGGGACUCAAAUGUCUCCGAAUUCUCCACCGGCCUCGAGUUGACGCACACGUUCGACCGUGGUCAUGUCAUCCAAGACCUCGACUGGACAACCACGUCCGACCUUCAAUCCGUGCUGGCUGUUGGGUUCCCGCACCAGAUCGUGCUCGUGUGCGAGCAGCGCUUAAGCUACGUUGACGUCACGCCAGGAUGGGCGCCGUUCCUCCACGUCGACAUGCGCAAGUACACCUCUGUGCCGAUCAACGACUCGGUUUGGAUUGCUGGCGGCUCGCUCGCUGUCGCCGCCGGGAACCAGGUGUACAUCUUCAGUCGGUUCUUGGAGAAGCCGACGCCUCCACCAUCACCUCCCGAAUCAGACGAGGUAACGCACGCCAAGGCAGAAUUAGAUGGCGAGGAGCCCGAGGACAUCUUCCAGCUGAUCGCGCACGAGAACGGGCCCCUGUUCGACUUCCACCCGACCAUGCUCCACCAGUGUUUGAUGUGGGACAAGAUCGAUCUUGUUAAGAACAUUCUGGUUACGCUCGUCAAGGAUAUGCGCAAAUGCGAGGAUGAGGGGCGGCGGCGACUCAUUUACCAGCGUCUCGACCCUCUCGCGUUCCACCAGUCGAACGCCGUGCGCCAACAGAAGGUAACCAAGACCGACUACUCUAGCCUCUUUUCGAUAGUGCCGUCAGAGGAUCCAACGGACGACGACGAAUUCACCGAGUCGGUCGUGCAGGACCUGAUUGAGAGACUGGACGGCCCGGUCGUGAUCCCUCUGGACCAGGUCGAAAAGAGCAGCCUGGCAGCCCUCGCACAGGCUGUGCUCGAGGUUGAAGCGUCGCGGCGUUCUCUCGACAUCUGUGGGCUGCGCUACUUGAUCAGCAUUCGCGCAUUCGCGAAUCGCGACCGCCGGACUGCGCUGAGUGGCGCUGCCACCCCACUUCCUAUCCCCAUUCCCGAGGAGGGCCUCCGGCCCACAGCGCACUCUCGCAUCUCGUUCCGCAACAUUGUCUGGGCGACACAUAGCGAGUCUCAGGUAGUUCUCCUGCAGGCAGCCACCGCCUCCACCGAGAACAACAAGAUGAUGUGGGAGGACGCAAAGCGCCUCGGCGUAUUCCUCUGGCUGAGAAACCAGGAGGAGAUCCGUGCUGAGCUCGAGGUCGUUGCGCGCAACCGCUUCAUGGCGGAGGAAGACCGCGACCCAAUCUCCGCGAGUCUGUUCUUUUUCGCGCUGGGUAAGAAGCAGGUUGUGCACGGCCUCUGGCGCCAGGCGCCGGGGCACAGGGAGCAGGCUAUGAUGCUCAAGUUCCUCGCCAACGACUUUUCACUCGACCGCUGGAAGACGGCUGCAGCGAAGAAUGCGUACGCGCUUCUGAGUAAACAGCGCUAUGAGUACGCCGCAGCGUUCUUUAUGCUCGCCGGCAGCCCUAAGGACGCGAUUACUGUGUGCUUGCGUCAACUGAACGACUGGCAGCUGGCCGUUACUCUCGCGCGCGCAGUCGAGGGUGACGGCCCGCUCCUCACUUGGGUCUUGACUGACACCGUGCUCCCGAUUGCGUUUGCUGGAGGGCACCGGUGGCUGGCGUCGUGGGCAUUAUGGAUGCUGAAGCGUCGCGAUCUCAGUGUGCGGGUGAUCGUGUCCCCAAUGGAGGAGGUCGCUGCGGCGUGGAACGCGGAAGCAGUCAACAGUGGCAAGCUGGUGGUCGGGCAGCCAGACAAUGACGACCCGUCACUCCUGCUGCUGUUCCAGCACCUUAAAAGCAAGACGUUGCAAACGGCCAAGGGUACGAGCGAGAUCACGCCGGUGCUCGAGUUCGACUUUGUCGUACACAACGCAAGAGUGUUCUUCCGCAUGGGCUGCCACCCACUCGGUCUGGAUGUGCUGCGGUCGUGGUCGUUCGAGCGGGCGUGGUUCCCCCCUCCCGUUAUCAAAAAGCGUCCCGAGCCCAUCAAAGUUGGCGGCGACGUUGGCAAGGGCCCAGUUUCGCCUACUCGUCGCAUGUCCAUGUCGCCAUACGUCGUCCGCCGCAGAAGCAGCUUCAUGUUGUCCCGCCCGGCUGGGCGCGAGAACAUGCUCAUGGACAUGGACGUGGUUGCGGAAGGCACCGAGCCGCCGACGCGCCAGCCGUCCCCUGGGCCGGAGAAUGGCGGGCUCCCGUCGCUCACAAUGUCCAAAAUGGAGGACAGGGCCGAGCCGCCAGGCCUCAUGAAGGGCCUGCGCAAGGACGUGGAGCAAGGUGGGGCCGUGUUCGACAUGGACCAGUUCUUCGCUCCCGACAAGGCCAAGGAUGUCCCGGAGCUCGUGACCUCGCCGCCAUCAACGAACGGCUCGACCACGCCCGCCCUCAUGACAGGGCAGGCGACGCCGGUCUUCGGCGUGCAGUUCACUGACUCGUUUGGUGGGGGCGCUGCGACCGCACUCAAGCCUGAGAGCGUGAGUCCCGGCAGUCCGAGUAGCCGAGCGGCGUCGCCCGGUAGCAAGAGUCCGAUAGGCCGGACGCAGCGUGACCGGUCACCCGCCAGGUCGGGCACUGGGACACCGUCGCGCAAGGGUGCCAACCUUAUGAAGGAGAUGAUGGCGGGCACGCAAGCAGAGCAAGGAGGCGUCGAGUUCAGUCUGGACAGCUUCUUCCCCGGCGCCCCAGCACCGCGAGCCACGAAGGCCCCCACGAACGUUGACACGCCGAAGGAAGAGGUCAAGGCCAAGGAGGACGAGCAUGAGGACAACGUUGAGAAGAAGGACGAACCUCGCAAGGGUCUGAGCCUCAUGAAGGAGAACAAUGCGCACACCCAUUCCGCGCAGGGCGGCGUUGAGUUCAGCUUGGAUUCCUUCGCCCCGACCAUGCCGGCGCCGGCGCCGGUCGCCCAAGACGCCUACAAAAUGGACGCGACGAGUAACGGGGAGACGCCGGACAAGACGAUGGAGGAGAAGGAGGAAAGACCCAAGGGCCUGAGUCUAAUGAAGGAGACGAACGCACACACGCUGUCAGCACAGGGAGCCACAGAGUUCAGCUUCGACGGCUUCUUCCCCUCCGAACCGGUGCUGCCUAAGUCGAAACCGGCGCAGGCGCCCACACCGCCAGAUGAGCUGAAGGCGGCAGAGGCAACGGUGAACACCAAGCCAGUCACGCCAGAACCUGAUUCCAAACCCACUGGAUCUCCAUCCCCGUCCACGCCUGAGUCCGACACACCCAAGACGACUGACGCAGAUACGCUGCCCAACACUUCUGGCAAGGGCACCGACACAACUCCCGCCACCCCCGACCCCGAGCCACGAAAGGGUGCCAAUCUCAUGAAGGACCUGAACCCGAACGCGACUGCAGCCCAAGGUGGUGCAGAGUUUAAUUUUGGCGACUUCGGAUUCUAG